AAGGCUGAAAUGUUAAUGUGUGUGUAUGCUCGUAUGUAUUUGGGUGGGACAAUGUUUAUUCCUUUUUUAAUUUGCUUCCUGGGCUGAUGUCCUUGUCCAAAUGACUGAUGCAAUGAAGAGGUUGCAUGAGUGUCUCCCUCACUGUCUUUGGUGGACGGGUUUUACGGACAGAUGGUAAAAAUGUUUUUGCUAUCUUUAUUUUGUCCCUUGUUUUUUGCAUUAGUACGAAGAGAAACCAAAGAUGCAAAGGAGUGACAAGAUAGAAUGAAAAGUUUCUUCACAAUUAAGCAUGGGUGCAUUUUCGACCUUUGUUAAGGAGUCCAGCUUGAAACCCUUACUUGCUUCUCAUAAGUGGGGCUAUGUUUUGCUCCCUCACACAUUUUCAUUAAUCACUUUUUCAGCUGCACCUGUGUGUUUCAAGCUGAUCAGGUGUAUUAAUGUUGUACCUUUUUUUUGAGUUUUAUUUUCACUUUGCUGAGCAGUCGUUAAUGUAUCCACUGGUGCAAAUCCUUUCUCUGCAGACCAGGAUAGAUGUUGUUGACCUCAGCACUUACUUUUUCCAGAUCGAUCCAGUCAGUGGAUGUACUCCGACAAGGUUACUAAUGAGCUUCACUCAACGAGCCAGAGAAACCCAAAUUGAACUCUGAAGUUGCAUCAGCUCUCCACCUGCCUUUGUGUUACCUAACUAACUGAUUUGCUCUGAUUGACAUCUCCUGGUGUCAUUCUUUUGUGGUCAAACUGUCCAACAAAAUCAGCAUUGGAUUGUUUGGGACGUUCCCUGGAUAUUGAACAAAUAUAGUGCUGUUGCCGUGGUGACACUCCAGAGGGACCUUGAUUGAAAGGUCUGCUUCCAGACGAACUGUCAGGGGCUGCCACCAAAAGGAACAUGUGCUAGAAGUUGAACGUCUUUCCUAAACAACUGGUCGGCUUUGACUCUAGAAGAUGAGCAAUGAGGAUGAAUUCUACGACGCCGUCACAGGCCUGGAUUCAGAUGAGUCGUAUGAAGGGGUGUCGGAAGCCAGUUUCAAAGAUGCACUGGUGUUUGAUGGCAGCAGUCAGAAGGACAACGGCUCAGUGCCACAGGAGAACGGCAUCAAGAAACACAGGAUGUCAUUACCUGCUCCCAUGUUUUCCAGAAACACUAUCAGUGUCUGGAGUAUCCUGAAAAAAUGCAUUGGAUUGGAACUGUCCAAGAUCACGAUGCCCAUCAUCUUCAACGAGCCUCUGAGCUUCCUACAGAGAAUCACAGAAUACAUGGAACACACUUACCUCAUCAACAAAGCCUGCUCACUGUCCAACUCCAUAGAGCGCAUGCAGGCAGUUGCUGCUUUUGCUGUGUCAGCAGUUGCGUCACAGUGGGACAGAACUGGAAAACCCUUCAACCCUCUGUUGGGAGAGACCUUUGAACUCACCAGAGAGGAACAGGGUUUCCGGCUGGUAUCAGAGCAAGUAUCCCAUCAUCCGCCAGUCAGUGCCUUCCAUGCAGAGAGCCUGGCCGGGGACUUUGUCUUUCACGGCUCCAUCUACCCCAAACUCAAGUUCUGGGGCAAGAGUGUUGAGGCUGAGCCUAAAGGGACCAUCACACUAGAGCUGCUCAAGCACAACGAGGCGUACACAUGGAGUAACCCCUACUGCUGUGUACACAACAUCAUCCUAGGCAAAUUGUGGAUAGAGCAGUAUGGCACAGUGGAAAUAGUCAACCACAGCACUGGAGACAAGUGUGUGUUGAAUUUCAAGCCCUGUGGGAUGUUUGGCAAAGAGCUACACAAAGUGGAGGGAUACAUCCAGGACAAGAGUAAAAAGAAGCGCUGUGUCAUCUAUGGGAAGUGGACCGAGUGCAUGUGGAGUGUCGACCCUCAGGCCUACGAGACCCACAAGAAGUCAGAUAAGAAAGGAGACAACAAGAAGCACAAAAAUGAAGAGCUGGAGGGAGCGGAGAACGAUGACGCGGAUGACAUGCCAGAAAUCCAGGAGACGGUGUGUGUCGUACCAGGAAGCACUCUGCUGUGGAGGAUAGACUCCAGACCAGCACACUCCGCUACGAUGUACAACUUCACCAACUUUGCGAUGUCUCUCAAUGAACUGGAGCCUGGCAUGGAGGCCAUCUUGGCCCCCACCGACUGUCGCUUCAGGCCUGACAUCAGAGCCAUGGAGAAUGGCAACAUGGAUGAGGCGAGUAAGGAGAAGGAGAGACUGGAGGACAAACAGAGAACUGCAAGAAAGGAGAGAGCCAAGAAUGAAGAGGAGUGGUCUACUCGGUGGUUCCAGUCGGGCAACAACCCGUACACUGGCUUCCAGGACUGGAUCUACACUGGUGGCUACUUCAGUAGGAACUACCAAGACCUGCCUGACAUCUACUGAUAGCCUGCAGGCCUUCAUCCUCCUCCUCCUCCUCUGUAACCUGCAAUGAUCUGCCUGUCACAAAUUGGGGAGGAAUGUUAAGAAUCCACAUACCAACUUUUACUCCCAUCUUCAUCUCACUGCCUUCAUCAUCAUCUUCCCUCUUUAUAAACUGAGCGACAAACCCAGCACAGAUUGGAAAGAUUUAAAAAGAAGCCAAAUGUCGUCCAUCAAUUCUCUUAGACUGUGGCCUGCUUGAUGUCUACUGAGUCUUCAGGUGCUUUUUUUUUUGCUUUUUUUUUCGUCAUCUUCACCACAGUCUUGUUCUCAUCAUCUUGGGUGAAUUUUUCUUUUUGUCACCUAAUGACCAGCAAACGUUUCCCGUCUCUCUGCCCUGACAACAUUUAGAGCACAAUAAGCAUUAUAUUCCUGGCCAAUCCCAGUGGCAGAGAGUUGGUGCGUCUGAAUCAAACAACAGCCCACAAACUCACAGGUCCAAUCUGAAUGUUUAACGUCUUUACAAUCAAACUCGCUCCUCUGAGAAACCAUUUAGUCACGUGUGAAUAAUGAGUGAAAACAAAAUGAAGUAGGACAGAAUAAUCACAGUGAUGGAUUUAUGGACAAGGAUGGACACCAAGUCAACGGGGAAAUCAGGGAUGUGAAUGCUCCUUUGACUGAAGAUGGAUUUUGAGGAUGCUUUUUCUUUUUUGGAAACUUUUAAAGACUCAAAUGCUCUUAAAAAAAAAAAAAGUAGAUGACAUAGUACUCUGUAAGGAAAAAAAUUAUAAAGAAAUACUGUUGGUUAAAUUGGUCGAGACAAAUCGAAUGCAAGCAUGAGUUUAUUACUGUCCAUGUGUCAUAUCCCUAAAAGAUUUAGUCACCAGACACCGAACGGAUGUUUCCUCGACAGCAUAGUGGAAUGUGCAGCUUGAAUGCACUGGGAUCAGAAAAGAAACCACAUGAGUUCUGAUGUUCUUAUACAUCAAACAUAUAAAUAGAUCGAGCACAGGUUGGGUGGCAGGCCUGAGCUGUUAGCCCCCUCAAAAUGUAACUCUUUCAUCUUAAUACUUGGCCUGUGGCUUCUGUAUGUCUCUAAGAAUAGCUGUUGGUUUUACUACCAGGAGUAGUAUGUGCAGUAUGUUUAACAAUCCACAGUACUCCUAACAUUAAUACACUCUGUGUGGGUUUCUAAAAGAACAAGUAGAGUUUAAGAAACACUGAGCUAUUUUUUUCUGGCUGCUCUGCCAUAUUUUGGUAGUAAUUUUUCAGCUGCUAAGGUUUACUAACAUGAAAACGGGCUUCGCACAAGUGCAGAAAGAUUUCUUAACUGGUUCAUACAUCUUUACAUUGAUGAGGAAAUCUCUUGAUUAUCAAGGUGAUUUUUAAGGCACACGUCUGUUUUCCCUCACCACAGGCAGGUCAGAGGUCAGAGUUUAGCAGCACAUGUGCAUGUAAAUCUGAACCUCGGGGACUAAGUUCACUCUUACAGAGCUAAAACUCAUUGUACAGUGAUUUUGACAUUUGAAAUAGAUAUUUAAUUUCCAAAUUAGUUACAAUCUCCAUCUGUGUUCAACUUAGUAACAUUGAGGAAAUUAAAAGCAAGAGUAAAUGUAAGUAACAUUAACAAUACAUGCACACAUGCACAUUCAUCAUUUGAAUGAGUAAAAAUAUGUACAAACACUUAAAGCCACAUUAACUACAGGAGAGAGUGGCUUUGCUGUGUGAAUGACGGGAAUUGGACAAUGUGAACAUGCAAGAUUUACAUUAUUAUUAAUCUCACUAUCAUAGCAUGAUCAAGAAAAAUGAAACAUUAUUCAUGUCAGUGUAUUAGAAUGUAAUAUGCAUUGUUAGGUUAUCUGCUGUGGUUGGAUUGGAUGCUGGAGCCUGGAUGGAUUACCGAACAGGUGUUGGCAGGCACAGGCCCAGGGGCCAAGGAGGUCAUGGGGUCCGUGGGCUUCACCUGCAAAAUGUCACUAAAAGAAACACAAACCAGUACAAACAGACACAAAAUGACUGCAAGGAUGCAAAACGACCACAGUGUCAUGAGAAAUGAUCACAAAUAAAUGUCAGCAGCUACAAAGAGAGGCAGACCUGGGAUCAGAAAAGAAACCACCAGAGGCCCAAUAUCUCAAAAUCCAUCCAUGUGUUUGCAUCACCUUUUUUUUCUGAGACUGAUUAUAGUAAAAUGGAUCAGCAAAUCAAGAAUCUCAUUCCCAAACAGAAUUUAAUUUAUUUAUUUUUUUUUUUUAAAAGGAAAAAAAAAGUUAGACUACCCCAGUGAAUGUUACCACAAAAAAGGACUGUCGAUAGCUCUCAGGCCGACUGGACGAAACAAAGCUGUGCAGACUGGAUAUAAGGUAUUUUGGAGCUUGAUGUACAGAAAUCCUUUCUUUCCACAUUUUGAGUCAUAAGACUCAUGAAACUCAACGCCAGAAAUGAGCUACACCGUCAUGAUUCCAUGUUGCUCUCAACAAAUAUUUGGACUUUAGCUCCCCUAUAGCUUUAUCUUAAUGUUACAAAUACUUGAUAUUUUACAUUGUUUGCUUGGAUAGUUUGUUUGCAUUUUAUUCAAGCUCAGCAGGAGUCAAAUUUCCAUUCAGAUUUGGAUUGGAAAUCCAGAUGCUGGUGUAAGAUCUAAAGUAUGAUGGCUGGACACCGAGCCACAUGCAAUCACCUGUGGUAAAAGAGACCACAGGAAUUAAUUUGACGGAUUUGACUUUCAUUUUAUCAAAACUUGAUUUUGACUUAGUAUGUAUGCUGAAAUUAUAUUAACAUAUUGUCAAAAAGUUUUCAAACAUUCCUCUCAGUGGGACAUUUUUAGUAGAGCUACAGGCUUAAUAUAUUGAGCUUCAGAUAAAAUUAUCGAUCCAAGCACAAAUAAAAUUAAAAAUCCCUUUUAUCUGUUUCUUUGCUGCUGUUAAAGCAGACUGAAUCAGUUGUGUUUUAAUGCGGCUUAUUCAUAUAAAACCCUGCUUCAUCUUGCAUUAGUGUCUCCUCGUGAACGGGUUACAACCCUCAACUCUCCAGGUUAUCAUCACACCAUAAUGCACAUUUUCUUCACAUUACCUGCAGGCCUGUUUGCACUGGUAAAAAUGGAACAUUUUUAAACAGCAAACAAGUAGUUUUUUGCUUUUGUUGAUAAUAUGGAAAACUAUCAUCUAGUUGCACUCGUUUGAAGAACAUAACAGAUAUAGAAUGUGCCACAAAUCUAAUGAGAUGACUUUAAAUUCUCUCCACUACUUGUCCUGCAUCAGCUGACCAACCAAGACACCUUAUGAGACCUUCAGAAAUAUUUAUUUUGAACGUCGCUCACUAUUUUCAUGCAUUUUGUUUGAAUACCAGAUGUUUAAAAACAUGGCGUUUUCAUCAGUGCAUUUAGGAGCUACAGUAUAACGUAAGUCACAACACGGCUCUAUGCAACUUCUACAGCUCAACAUGAACAGUAUGUGUGACCUGUUUUUGUACAGUAGCAUUACUUUCCCCAGCACACACACACACACACACACACAUCCUCAGCCUAUGUGCUACUCAGCUGAAAUAAUAAUGACUUUGCCUUCUUAGUUAUUCUUAAUAUAUUAUAUUCCAGAUAAUUAACAAUGCUUACAACUUGUUGAACUACUUGGCACUACAACCAGCCUUGUAUCACAUCUUGGAUCAAUUUAACUUUACAUUUCCAUGUCAUGUCCAUGUCCAUGUUUCCAUGUCAUGCUUAAUGCCUGGAUGUUUUAGUUUCCCCUUUUUCAUUCACUUGCUUUCUCCCUCUUUUUUGUGUAUUAUUUAUGAUCUUUGAGGUUUUAUGAAAGAACUCUGUUGUCAAACUGUUUUGUUUUUUUCUUCCUUUGCUUAUGUUGCUAAUCGAAACGGCUCUGAGUUUUUUUCCUUUCACUUAAACAUGAAUCUUUUAGUGGAGCAGAGUAUCUAGUCAGGGCUUGAAGUGAACAUCAUUCACCAGCUUAACACUUGUACAUUUGACUGUGGCCGUUACAUGUGUCAGAUUUACUAGCCAGUGCUGUUUGAAGUUAGACAGACUGCGUUUAAUCAUUCCUUCCCAUUGGACACACUUUUGUCUUAAAAUCCAGAAUUCAGUUAUUUUUAUGCCAAGAUAAUCUUUUUUUUCCCCAGCAUGUUAUUAAAAUAGACAUUAAAAAUCUGUUAUUCAAACACUACUCAAGUUGAAAUGUCACAGGUGAAUUCAACACUGGUUAAAUGCAGCAGUUAGAAAUGAAACAUGAACAAAAGUCUUUGUCAAAAAAGACUUUGACUGUAAAAUAAUUGCAGCUGGUAAAAUGGUCCAAGUGGCUAGUAAGUAUAUGGAAUGGUUACAUUCGUCAGUGCUUAUUCAGACUCUACCAGUUACAAGACUAGUGCUCUGUCAUUAAACUAGAUCUAGGUUUUACGUUGCUUUGAGUGUUGUUUCAUUCUAUAAAUAUGUGUUGUGUUGAAUUUUACCCUCCCUCUCUUGGACUGUAUGAUGUGGUUGUCGAUGUUACAUACGUGUACAAGUAUUGCACAGAGGUAAUCGCAAGCAAAAUGGCAUAUUAUUUUGUGCAAUUGAUUUAUUUUUAUAGUAUUUAAGCAGUUUUUGGUGAGAACAUUGUACCAGAUGUUUUAUUUUGAGGUGGGGGACUGUAAGGGGUCGUGUCCACACUGUGGACAGCUUCAUAGAUUACCGAAUGGGGGGAAUGUCUACUAAUAAAAUCCUAAUUUCA
Xiphias gladius (swordfish) is the source of this 7049-nucleotide messenger RNA. Its product is annotated as oxysterol-binding protein-related protein 2-like. Gene Ontology annotation, cellular component: cytosol; membrane; intracellular membrane-bounded organelle. The coding region runs from base 943 to 2361 and encodes 472 amino acids. Lineage: Eukaryota; Metazoa; Chordata; Actinopteri; Istiophoriformes; Xiphiidae. The transcript has 14 exons. The record is from RefSeq and is a predicted model, not a curated record. Gene Ontology annotation, molecular function: cholesterol binding.